This is a messenger RNA of Rhineura floridana, 2434 nucleotides long. It is a transcript of the gene EMP1, whose product is annotated as epithelial membrane protein 1. The record is from RefSeq and is a predicted model, not a curated record. Lineage: Eukaryota; Metazoa; Chordata; Lepidosauria; Squamata; Rhineuridae. The transcript has 5 exons. The coding region runs from base 184 to 675 and encodes 163 amino acids. Gene Ontology annotation, cellular component: plasma membrane.
ACCCCGUUGCACAUCCCCAUACACCAGCAGAGGAAACUUAUAACCCUGCCAGCCAGGACACUCCCUUCACUGUAGCUCUGGGUUUCAAAGCAGCCGGAGUGCAAGAGGGAAAUUCCUGCCACAAAAGACCUCUUUCUCCAAGACUUCUCUGCAUUUGAGAGACCCCUGCAGUGAAGAGCCAAGAUGUUGGUAUUACUGGCUGGCAUUUUUGUGGUUCACAUUGCCACCAUGGUCAUGCUCUUUGUUUCCACCAUUUCUAAUGUCUGGAUGGCAGGCAAGAUUAGUGAACACCUAACAAACUCCUCAGGGCUCUGGCUACAAUGUGAAGAAGGCAAGAUAUGCACAUAUCUUACUUUUGGAGAAGAUGACCUCUCUGCCCUCAAGGCAGUGCAAGCCUUCAUGAUCCUGGCCAUCAUCUUUUCCUUUAUCUCUCUGGUCAUGUUUGUGGUGCAGCUCUUCACUAUGGAGAAAGGAAAACGCUUCUACAUCACUGGAGUCAUUAUGCUGGUUUGCUGGCUGUUCAUUCUGAUCGCUGCCUCUAUCUACACCGCCCGAUUUCCACAACAAUUCAAAAGUAGUCAAGACCACCAUGGUUACUCCUUCAUACUUGCCUGGAUCUGCUUCUGCUUUAGUUUCAUUGUUGGGGUUCUUUAUCUUGUACUCAGAAAGAAAUGAGGGCCACAAUGAAGAAAUUGGGAGGGCAAAUUGGAAAAAUGGGGGGCUUGUGGGAGGGAUGCAAAGUUGCUUUGCUAUGAGAACUGUUUGCCAAAAGAAAUGAAUCCAUACACUGCUCAUCUAACAUGCCCAAUCACUGAAAAAAAUCAGAGAGAGAGAGAGAGAGAGAGAGAGAGAGAGAGAAGCUGCUACAGACUCUUCAAUCAUGGAACCUAGGACCAGGAAAGUGCUUGAAGAACCUGCCAAAUAGCCAGAUGUGAUCUCCUUUUCCACAAAAUUAUGUCUGUGUCCCAUCUUAAGGAACCUUGAUGUUCUGCCUCGCUCACUACAAAAAAACUAGAAAAGAUACAAGUUCCAGCUUUCUUCCCUAAAUUUUCAGCAGCUAUGAUAUGUUUCCCAAUAGUCUCCAUGGGAGAGAACAUUCCUAUUCGGUUUGGAAGGUGUAGUGAGGUGAGGCUUAAGAACAUUACAUUCACUUAAUUAAAUGAUGAAACAGAUCCCUGGUUCCAUUUUCUUACAAAAAUGAAAGACAUAAAGCCAACGUUAAGCCAAAUUCUAGCAGUAAAACAAAUGCGAGCUUUUUUACAUGUCCACCAUCAUCUUAUUUUCUCCUUUAGAAAAGAAUAGCAUUGCUGCUGCUAUGGAGAUCAGAGGGAAAGCAGCCACAGGGGAUAAAAAGAGGGAUGAAUGUGGGUGGCAGAAAAUGGGAUGGGGAGGAGGCAGGCAGGCAAAGAUCUUAAUUAUCUGGAAUGGAGUUCUUAGUGCUCAGAUGAAUGUCAUUGGAGUAUGACUUUCCAUUAGGUCUCACUGUGUACCUAUUUAAAACAGCUGAAGAUCUUAUGGAGUCCCCAUGAUGCCACCGAAUGGUUAGGUCUGUGAUGUGUGCAUUCAACAGGCACUAAGUUUGAAAUGACUAAUCAGAUCAUUUGAAGCAUUCAGCUUAGGCUCAUGGGAUCUGGCCUCUCACCACCAAAUUGGAUUUUUUACACUUUCUAUAGGCAAUUUUCUCUUGGUUGUUGCACAGGGUAGGGUUGUUUUUAGAAAAGAGUUUUAUAAUAAAAUAUCUUGAAUUGAGACUACAAUGUGUACUUUAGAAAGGCCUGUCAUCAGUUUAGUUGCAUGCUAAUUUUCCAUGGUAAACCAUGUUCAAAGCAGCUCACAAUAUAUCCCACAAGAAAUGUUGCCUAUGGGCUAGAGCAGGGCUCCUGAGUCAGGAUUCUGCUUAGCUGGAUGGAAUUGGACAAGGGCCUUUACUCUGUUGUGCUGGUUUUAAUUUUUUCCCCAUGUCAUCAUCUCAUAUAACACAUCUCCCAUAGGAUGAGAAGAAGCUUAGCUAAUUAAAUGUUGUAAACAGAAGGCCAAGCAGGAAAUGGAAAGAAUUAUUAUGAUGUUGUUACUGUCUACACCAGGAUUUUCAUCCCAUGUAUUCCUGUCAUUUAGAUCAGUUAAAAUAAUGUGUGGAAACUAUGAAUGUCAAGAGGAUGAUGCUCUCUCUGCUUUGCUUCACUCUGGUCAUGUGAAGGGGGGAGACAAAUUCCAGGUUGCAAGUUUAGUAUAAACAGUAUUUUCUUUCCUUUCCUCUUUGUUACAUUCUUUUUACAUGUAUGCUCUUGUAAUUUGGUGGCUAUAUUUUACUAUUGUACUUGCCAUUUCUCAAAGUUUAUAUCAUAUGCAGUCAUUGUAAAUAUUUUGAUACAAGUGUUCCUAACAGUAGGGAUAUAUUAAAAAAAUACAAUCCAGUUCCCUUUAUCAGACACAA